This is a messenger RNA of Panicum virgatum (switchgrass), 459 nucleotides long. Its product is annotated as signal peptidase complex catalytic subunit SEC11C-like. NCBI's taxonomy places the organism in Eukaryota, Viridiplantae, Streptophyta, Magnoliopsida, Poales, Poaceae. Gene Ontology annotation, molecular function: serine-type endopeptidase activity. The coding region runs from base 1 to 459 and encodes 152 amino acids. Gene Ontology annotation, cellular component: membrane; signal peptidase complex. The transcript has a single exon. The record is from RefSeq and is a predicted model, not a curated record.
AUGGCCUACACCGCGGUGACGGCGGCGACCGGGGCGGAGUUCUCCUCGAGGGUGGCCCUGACCAGCAGCAUGGAGCCGGCGAUCGAGCGGGGCGACCUCCUCCUCUUCCGCAAGGGCGGCGGUGGUGACCCUAUCCGAGCGGGCGACGUGGUCCUGUUCAAGCCGGCUCGCGACGACAUCCCGGUCGUCCACUGUGUCAUCGAGGUCCACGAGCGGCGAGAAGACGGCGGCGGCGGCGGCGGAGUGGACAUCCUGACAAAAGGGGACAACAAUGGCGUCGACAAUUCGGAGUUCUUGUACAACGAGCCAUGGCUGCACCGUCACCAUGUCAUGGCGAAGGCGGUCGGGUACCUGCCUAACGCUGGCUGGCCGAGCAUUGCCAUGUACGAGAAGCCAGUGGUUCGCAAAGUCAUCGUUGGGGUUCUGGGGCUAGGAGUGCUGGUUACUGCACUCCUUUAA